AUGUGUCGCAAAUUGUACACCUCACUUAUCGAGCAAGGAAAGCCGUCCGUUAAGAAGCUGUGCAUGUUUGUUUGCUGCUGCGUGACUUCCCAAGCCAAACUCCCACAGAAAACCUCACGAGUGUUCGUGACUCUGAAACGAUUUCAAAAUAAAGGCAUUGUCUCCCCUCUCAAUCUCCUCUCUUCCUUUCUUUCUUUCUUUCUUUCUUUAUCUCCUCUCUCAAUCUCCUCUCUUUCUUUCAAUCUCCUAUCACCCUCCUCUCUCAAUCUCCUCUCUCUCUCUCUCAAUCUCCUCUCUCUCUCUUUCAAUCUCCUCUCUCCUUCCUCUCUCAAUAUCCUCUCUCUCUCUCUCUCUUUCAAUCACCUCUCUCUCAAACUCCACUCUCUCUUCCCUCUCAGUCUCCUCUCUCUUUUCUCUCUCUCAAUCUUGUCUCUCCCUCCCCUCUCAACCUCCUCUCUCUCCCAAUCUCCUCUUUCCUUCCUCUCUCAAUCUCCUCUCUCCUUCCUCUCUCAAUCUCCUCUCUUUCAAAUUCCACUCUCUCUUCCCUCUCAGCCUCCUCUCUCUCUCUUUUCCUUCUCUCUCUUCUCCCCCUCCUCUCUCAAUCUCCUCUCUCCUUCCUCUCUCAAUCUCCUCUCUCUCAAACUCCACUCUCUCUUCUCUCACAGUUUCCUCUCUCUCUUUUCCUUCUCUCUCUUCUCCCCUCCUCUAUCAAUCUCCUCUCCUUCCUCUCUCAAUCUCCUCUCUCCUUCCUCUCUCAAUCUCCUCUCUCCUUCCUCUCUCAAUCUCCUCUCUCUCAAGUUCCACUAUCUCUUCCCUCUCAGUCUCCUCUCUCUCUCUUUUCUCUCUCCCAAUCUCCUCUCUCCUUCCUCUCUCAAUCUCCUCUCUCCUUCCUCUCUCAAUCUCCUCUCUCUCAAACUCCUCUCACAGUUUCCUCUCUCUCUUUUCCUUCUCUCUCUUCUCCCCCUCCUCUAUCAAUCUCCUCUCCUUCCUCUCUCAAUCUCCUCUCUCCUUCCUCUCUCAAUCUCCUCUCUCUCAAAUUCCCCUAUCUCUUCCCUCUCAGUUUCCUCUCUCUCUCUUUUCUCUCUCCCAAUCUCCUCUCUCCUUCCUCUCUCAAUCUCCUCUCUUUCUCUUUUCUCUCUCAAUCUCCUCUCUCUUUCUUUCUCUUCUCUCCUUCUUUCCACUUUUCGAAACACUCUCACUGAUCGCUCUCUUUGCAUGUAUUCUGUCACUAUAUAUUCAAUUCCUUCCCACCUCACUCUUAUUACCACUUUUAAUGUUUUUUUUCUCUUAAUGUAUUCAUUUUUUAUCUCUCUCUCUCUCUCUCUCUCUCUCUCUCUCUCUCUCUCUCUCUCUUUUUUCCCCGACCUUUUUCUUCUCCGGCGCUUUUGCCCUGGUGCUUCCUGCCAAUAUUUUAUUUUGAACAAAGACAACACAUAUCUAUCUAUCUAUCUAUCUAUCUAUCUAUCUAUCUAUCUAUCUAUCUAUCUAUCAAAGAUUUCUCAAAAUGUACCUAUCUAUCCAUCUAUUCUCAUUAUCUAUCUAUCUAUCUAUCUAUCUAUCUAUCUAUCUAUCUCAGUUUAUUCAUAUCUAUUCUGGUCUUUUCCUAUCUAUCUAUCUAUCUAUCUAUCUAUCUAUCUAUUAUAA
Acanthosepion pharaonis is the source of this 1644-nucleotide messenger RNA. NCBI's taxonomy places the organism in Eukaryota, Metazoa, Mollusca, Cephalopoda, Sepiida, Sepiidae. The record is from the annotation of a GenBank genome assembly.